Drosophila miranda is the source of this 1650-nucleotide messenger RNA. RefSeq lists its product as uncharacterized. The coding region runs from base 87 to 809 and encodes 240 amino acids. The record is from RefSeq and is a predicted model, not a curated record. The transcript has 2 exons. Lineage: Eukaryota; Metazoa; Arthropoda; Insecta; Diptera; Drosophilidae.
AUAGUAUAUAUAUAUAGCCGACCAGGAAUUGCCGCAAAGAAGCCCCCACCCACAGUUGUUGUUGCCUGAAAACCGGCUUUUCCUCGAUGGCCAACAGUAAUAAGGGGAGUGCAGCUGCUGGACACGGACACGGACACAGUGCCGGUCCCGGGCCUGGGGCCGGCUCGGGCAUUGGUGGCUCCUCGAAGCUGUCCCUCUGCCUGAUCCACUUCGUCUUGGCCGUCAGCUCAGGACUGGGACUGAAGCACAGCAUUGGCCGCUAUGCCCAGGCCGCCUUUGGCAUUUUCUUUGGCCACAGCCUGCUGUGUCUGCUGCGGCACACACACCCCAAUCCCGGCACAGUGCAGCGCCUCAUCUGCGAAAAAUCGCGCCGCUACGCCUCGGUGCUUUUUAUCACCCUCAUCAUCGGCGAACUGCAGCACCUUAACAGCCGACUGCAGUUGGGUACGAUUGCCGGCGCCGACUGGCAAUGGAUCUCCGUGAUGCUGUGGUCCACCACUCUCACACUGGCCAUCAGCAAUCAGUGCCUUGGCGGCCAUAGCGCCUUGGGGGCAAAGAUCGUGCAGCUGGAUGCCGCCAACCUGGGGCUGUGUGUCGUCUGGAACAUCUACUGUCUGUGGCACAUUGCCAUCGUCGAUGAGUUCUGGUGGUCGCUGGGCCUGGCCCUGCUCGUACUCAUGAAUCACUUUGUCCUGUGGCGCCUGCCGCUGCAGUUCAAGAUCACCCAACUGGAGGUCGGAACGGUGGGCAUGUGCUUCUCCGUCAUCUUUGCCAUCAAUGCCAUUCAGGAGCAAUUGGAUGCCAGCUGAGAGCCACUGCUCUUGCCCCUUUUGAUACCACCUCCCGUGACAUUUAAGGUUUCCGAUUGAUUAGGAUUUCAUCCCAUCCGGAAAGAUGUCUUCAAUGGAGUUUUUGGAACAUUUUCCUGGAGAUCUGCAAAGGCAAAGGCCUUUUCGGUUAAGCUUCUUGUUUCGUAUAAGAUUUAAGUGUUCUUUGUGUUUUAAUAUCGCUUCCAAUUCCAUGCUCUUUGCUGAUCUACUAAUUGAUGUACUAUUGCCUGCACGGGUGUCCCACAGGUUGGCCAAAAAGUAUCUUCCAAUGAUUAUGCAGACGGCCAAAAUCUGGCAGAACAGCUCUGCGAUGCCUCGUCCGACGAACUGUGGCGACGCGCACCAUGGGCUGGGAGUGAGAACCAGCAGGCAGGUCUGAAAGCAGCAACGGUGGUCGUGGGCAUCCUGCCUGGCGGAUGCACAAUGUGGCACUCCACGAGCUGGUUCAAAUUGGCUCUUAUCUUCGUGGAUUCCUUAACUUAAACAGGCCUUAAACUAUUUGUAGUACACGUUUUUAUUGUUAUUGUAAAUCUAUUUAAAUUUAUUUCUAUAAGUGGUGUGUGGGGGGCAUCGGAGCUACUCUGGAAACUCUCAUUCUCCUUGUCUGUGUGUCUAUAUCUAUAUAUAUUUAUAUAUCUUUAUCUGUAUCUGUAUCGGAAUAAAUAGGAGACGGAGGGGCUGGGGCACAAAGAACGCGACAGAGGGGGACUGGACUCGAACUCGGGGACAUCUUAAAGCGAAACUAAAUCCAAGAGGUUAAGGAAAAAAGUAUAACAUUGAAAAAUAAUAAAUCAUAAUUCAUAUUUCUAGUAGAAAAAAA